Messenger RNA from Scatophagus argus, 1550 nucleotides. It is a transcript of the gene rps27.2, whose product is annotated as ribosomal protein S27, isoform 2. The transcript is spliced from 4 exons. NCBI's taxonomy places the organism in Eukaryota, Metazoa, Chordata, Actinopteri, Scatophagidae. Gene Ontology annotation, molecular function: structural constituent of ribosome; RNA binding. The record is from RefSeq and is a predicted model, not a curated record. Bases 255 to 413 code for a protein of 52 amino acids. Gene Ontology annotation, biological process: ribosomal small subunit assembly; translation. Gene Ontology annotation, cellular component: ribosome; cytosolic small ribosomal subunit.
UAAUUUAACACGAUGUAAAAUAAUGUUUGUGUCUGUUGGAAUCGACUUUUUUGUGUUGUUGUAGUUUAACUGCAAAGAUGUAAAAACGGACACAAUAUGGCGAAACACGUGCUCACAAAAGCAGCCCACGCUGCUCUCUUUCACAUGUUGAUUUUUUUUGGAGGCUCGCAAAAGAUCUGUCGCACCCGAGCCCCGAGGAGGAGAAGAGGAGACACAAGAAAAAACGACUUGUACAGAGUCCUAAUUCCUAUUUUAUGGAUGUCAAAUGUCCUGGUUGCUACAAGAUCACCACAGUGUUCAGUCAUGCUCAGACUGUAGUGCUGUGUGUCGGCUGCUCCACAGUCCUCUGCCAGCCCACAGGAGGGAAAGCUCGCCUUACAGAAGGAUGCUCCUUCAGGAGGAAACAGCACUAGUUUGACCAGACGUGGUUGGACACCGUUGAGAAUGAAGAGAGCUCGGUGGACAUGGAGUAACACUGCCAUGGAGCUGAUGCAGCAAUGUGGAGAUGGAGAGCGGGAAUACAAAUCAUGUAAUAUAAGAAGUCUUAUCUACAGAAUAUGCACAGAGAAAUGCUUGGUGUUGUUGACACCCCACCAACGCCACACAUUCAUUAAUUCUUAAUUUCUUCUAAAUAAAGUUAGCUUGGUUUUGUGGAUGUUUGUCAUCCAGUUUGUUCUCGUUGUCUCUUGAAGGCUCAUUUGUGUGGUAAAAGGCACACGUCAGCUCUUAAAGCUCCUUAAAACUUUCUUGGUAAAGAUCAGGGCGUUUGAGGACUCUGGGAUUUGGUAUCCUCCCAGGUGUACAGAUGUGUGGCCUCAACAGUCUUAUUUUAUUUUUGCACCGAGUCAAUGAUUACAGGAAGGCCGGGUGGGGGGUAUACGAUGAGCCGGUGAUGUCCAUCAGCACCAUAGAUUUAUGCAAAUUUCCUUUCAAAGCACUAGACCAGUUUUAAGAAAGGAAACACUGUGGGAGGAAUUGCAAAUUGAACUUGAGUUUUACUACGUAAAAGCUGCACUCUGCAUAAUUCAAUGUUGACUAAUGUUGAUGAUGUUAGAGCUGGUAAUAAAUCCAGACAGUUAACAGAGGUAUCUUCCAAUUUACUGCCACAGUUAAGUCAACAUUUUAUUUAACAAUGAUGUCACCGGUGCCUGCUACAAAGCUGCUGGUGUCGGUUCAUGGCCUACCUUCAGUCUCGUGAGGGUUGAUUCAGGGAAAGUCAUCACUGGCUGUGCUUCUGUUUCCCGAUGCUUGCAGAAAAACACAAACACAGCGCACACAGUGAUGUGACACUAAAUGACACCAUAAUGAACAAUGCGUUUGUGAAUUUACAUGUGCUUGCAAGCUUCCUGUGAAAAUGAAUAAACGUGUGAAACUGCAAAAAAGAAAAAAAAGGGCAAAAAAAGGUAGAGAUAAAUCAGAUAAAAUCAUGUGUUUUCUACUGUUUACUACAGCUUUUGUUUAGGCUUGUGGGCAUGCAGGACAUUUGCACAGGCUCUGUAUGUAACAGCAUUGAGUUGUACUCUGAAUAAAGAAAAUCAUGUGAAUGAUAA